GAAAGCCCACGCGUUGGACAUCUCGCUAGGACCCAGCCCUAUGUGAAAAUGCGGCCUCGGGGCUUAGCAGGAUAGUCCUUAAAUCAGUAUAUCUGGACCUCAGUGAAAAUCUCCCACUAUUGACAGUGAGGAAAUGGGGUAAAAUACAAGAACAUGGAAGUUGCUAAAAGCGGUAUGAAUGUUGGAAGACUUCUUCUCCUGCCAGCACCAGGGAGUCCUUGCGAAAAACCACAAUGGAAGGAGCGAAGGCUCUGGAACGAAACGACGACCUACAAGGCAGACUGGCGCAUGCCUCUUGACUUGCCCCGUAGGGAGCAUUGCUGAGGGUCAACAGUCUAUCAUGACCUUGCGCGAUACUGUGCCCAGUUGCAGCGAGUCUUGCAGCUGUUCAUCGUUCAGAUGCCACGCUCUUUCUCAAUGAGUAUAUUCCACUCUUUUGGUUAUGAAGAUCACAUUCUUAUUUUCUGUGCUCGUUCUAGCACUGAGUUCUUCUGGUACUGAGUCUUGCCGCGGCAGUUUAGAAAUGCCGAUCCUAGAAGCAGAGAUGCUUGAUCCCGUCACGCUGGCCGCUGUCUUGUCUCCUUACCGUAACCUGGUGGCGUCAGAUCGUUAUUCAGGUGGGACUGAUAAUUUCGUCCCAGAUGACGUCCGUGUUGAAAGAUAUGCGAGAGCAGUACCGUGGAAGGCGAGAGAUGCGGAGAGACUCGCAUUCCAGAAUCCCAAUCGAACCGGUCUAUAUUAUCGUGAUCGAGUCCUGAACACCAAUUCAUAUCCGUGGAGCACAAUUGGACGUUUGGUGUUCAAGAAAUAUGAAGGCGACUUAGGUGGUUGGUGCACAGCCUCUCUAAUCGGCAGGAAUAUGAUCCUCACAGCAAGUCACUGCUAUCCUUGGGGCUACCGCUCAGGUAGAUGGAUGCGAUUCAUACCUGCCUAUACCAACGGCAGUGAACCAUAUGGCGGAUCGUAUGUCACCAAGUGUCGUGGAGUGAAGAACACUUUCAACGUCACAGGAAUCGACUAUAUCGUGUGCCAACUCUGUGAUCCUCUAGGAGACAAGGCUGGCUGGAUGGGCACGCAAUGGUGGGACGACUCAGGCGAAUACAUGAAGAGAUCAUGGCGGAGUUCUGGUUAUCCCUCUGAUUCUUUUCGUGGCCGUGCACAGAUGCUCGUGUCGAGCAUCAACCUCACAGACGUGGAUCUUCAUGCGGAUAAGGGCAAAGAGCUUGAGUCUAGGAUCUUCGCCUCUCCGGGAUGGUCCGGUGGUCCCAUGUGGGAAUUUAUUGGCGGCUUCCCCAAGAUAGUCGGUGUCUGUAGCGGGAGUGAAAAGGACUGCAGCGAGAGCGUGCAAGGAUGCUAUGGCGCCGAAGGGGUCUUGGACGUUGAUACUUUCCACGAUGUCUCCGCUGGCGGUCGACUGAUGACAGAUCUUGCCACGUACGCACUCACUCACUGGCAAGACGAUGACCAGGACAGUGAUGGUGAGGAAUCUCUGGAUGAUUCUGAGAUCGUAAGCAGACUGCUUCCUAAGACAACUGUACGAGACAAUAUCCUUUAGCACUUAUUACAAUAGCCACCAAAUAUGUUAUUGAUAGCUUCGGUACGUUCUCCUCAUCUUCUCGUUCCAGUACAAGCAUGAGAGCUGGUCUAGAUGGUGCGAUACAAGGCCAUGCUGUAGGCAAUUUUGCGCUAGUCACUUGCCAAGUACUAAGGGCAAUGAGAAGUUGAGUCCAUUGCUGCAACAGAAGGGUCUGUGCUGCUUCCUGCUUGAACCCCGGUCGUCAAAGCAGAGGAUUGUA
Messenger RNA from Paecilomyces variotii, 1796 nucleotides. Its product is annotated as trypsin-like cysteine/serine peptidase domain-containing protein. Gene Ontology annotation, molecular function: serine-type endopeptidase activity. Gene Ontology annotation, biological process: proteolysis. The record is from RefSeq and is a predicted model, not a curated record. The transcript has a single exon. The coding region runs from base 443 to 1555 and encodes 370 amino acids. NCBI's taxonomy places the organism in Eukaryota, Fungi, Ascomycota, Eurotiomycetes, Eurotiales, Thermoascaceae.